Dipodomys ordii (Ord's kangaroo rat) is the source of this 1156-nucleotide messenger RNA. It is a transcript of the gene Ppic, whose product is annotated as peptidylprolyl isomerase C (cyclophilin C). Gene Ontology annotation, cellular component: intracellular membrane-bounded organelle. The coding region runs from base 1 to 591 and encodes 196 amino acids. Gene Ontology annotation, biological process: protein peptidyl-prolyl isomerization; protein folding. NCBI's taxonomy places the organism in Eukaryota, Metazoa, Chordata, Mammalia, Rodentia, Heteromyidae. The transcript has 5 exons. The record is from RefSeq and is a predicted model, not a curated record. Gene Ontology annotation, molecular function: peptidyl-prolyl cis-trans isomerase activity.
AUGGCUGAUCUUCUUGCGGCUGCCAUGCUGGGGGCCUGUGUUGCGUUGAAGCAGUCUGGCAUUGACCCGGUCUUCUUUGAUGUGAGGAUUGGAGACAAAGAUGUGGGCAGAAUUGUGAUUGGCCUCUUUGGAAAAGUUGUGCCCAAGACAGUGGAAAAUUUUGUCGCUUUGGCAACAGGAGAGAAAGGGUACGGAUACAAAGGAAGUACCUUCCAUCGCGUCAUCAAAGACUUCAUGAUUCAAGGAGGUGACUUCACCGCUGGAGACGGCACCGGUGGCAUGAGCAUUUAUGGUGAGACGUUUCCCGAUGAGAACUUCAAGCUGAAGCAUUAUGGGAUCGGGUGGGUCAGCAUGGCCAACGCCGGGCCCGACACCAACGGCUCGCAGUUCUUCAUCACCCUGACCAAGCCCACCUGGCUGGACGGCAAGCACGUGGUGUUCGGGAAGGUCCUCGAUGGCAUGACCGUGGUACACUCCAUAGAACUUCAAGCAACUGACGAGCAUGACCGUCCACUCGUCACCUGCUCGAUUGUCAGCAGCGGCAAGAUAGAUGUGAAGACGCCCUUUGUGGUGGAGGUUGCCGACUGGUGAUGACCAGGAGAAAAGAAAACACUCUCGCCGGGGUGUGUGUGUGUACACAGGUGUGAGUGUGUCUGAGCGUGCACGUGAAAUACGUGUGUGCCUGCUGGCCUGUGGCUGUCUUGAUUCUCCAGUUUCUGAAAGUUUUGCUUUGCUUUAUUAUGCUCUUUUAAUUUGCCACUCUUUAUCACAGGAAAAAUUUUUAAAAACUCAUCGCUCAAUUGGGUGCCGGUGCUAAUGCCUAUAAUCCUAGCUACUCUGGAAGCUAAGAUAGGAAGAGAGCAAUUUGAAGCCAUCUGGGCCAGGAAAACCCACGAGACUCCUGAUUAAUCAGAAAAAAAAAAAAAAAAGCCUGAUCUGUGGCUCACGGUGGAGUGGCAGUCUGAGUAAAGCUGAGACAGCACCCAGGCCCUGAGUUCCAGCUGCAGUUCCAGCACAGACAACAGCACAAAACCCACUCAGUGUUUGCUCUCUAUGACUUGAUAAAUCACCUGUUCAGGGUCUUUUGAAUUGAAAAAAAAAAAAACUCUUCCUCUAAUGGUGCUAGUUUACAUUAGAAAGACUGUAUUGGCUCUUU